UUUUUUUCAAUGAACAUGACUUCUGGAGUCAAGGUUGUCGGGCCAUUCCCCUCCUUCGACUCACUGGGAAUAUAAAUAGCACCCACGGCGCAGAACAGAGGGCCAGAGAGCUGGAAGUAAGGGCAGAUCCCAACCAUGAGCACCAGCCAACCAGGGGCCUGCCCAUGCCAGGGAGCUGCAAGCCGCCCAGCCAUUCUCUACGCACUUCUGAGCUCCAGCCUCAGGGCUGUCCCCCGACCCCGUAGCCGCUGCCUAUGUAGGCAGCACCGGCCCGUCCAGCUAUGUGCACCUCAUCGCACCUGCCGGGAGGCCUUGGAUGUUCUGGCCAAGACAGUGGCCUUCCUGAGGAACCUGCCAUCCUUCUGGCAGCUGCCUCCCCAGGACCAGCGGCGGCUGCUGCAGGGUUGCUGGGGCCCCCUCUUUCUGCUUGGGUUGGCCCAAGAUGCUGUGACCUUUGAAGUGGCUGAGGCCCCGGUGCCCAGCAUACUCAAGAAGAUUCUACUGGAGGAGCCCAGCAGCAGUGGAGGCAGUGGCCAGCCGCCAGACAGACCCCAGCCCUCCCUGGCUGCAGUGCAGUGGCUUCAGUGCUGUCUGGAGUCCUUCUGGGGCCUGGAGCUGAGUCCCAAGGAAUAUGCCUGCCUGAAAGGGACCAUCCUCUUCAACCCUGAUGUGCCAGGCCUCCAAGCCGCCUCCCACAUUGGGCACCUGCAGCAGGAGGCUCACUGGGCGCUGUGUGAAGUCCUGGAGCCCUGGUGCCCAGCAGCCCAAGGCCGCCUGGCCCGUGUCCUCUUCACAGCCUCCACCCUCAAGUCCAUUCCGACCAGCCUGCUUGGGGACCUCUUUUUUCGCCCUAUCAUUGGAGAUGUUGACAUCGCUGGCCUUCUUGGGGACAUGCUCUUGCUGAGGUGACCAGCUGCAGCCCAGGCAGAGAUCAGGUGGGCAGAGGCUGGCAGUGCUGAUUCAGCCUGGCCAUCCCCAGAGGUGACCCAAUGCUCCCGGAGGGGGCAAGGCUGUAUAGACAGCACUUGGCUCCUUAGGAACAGCCCUUCACUCAGCCACACCCCACAUUGGACUUCCUUGGUUUGGACACAGUGCUCCAGCUGCCUGGAAGGCUCUUGGUGGUCCCCACAGCCUCUGGGCCAAGACUCCUGUCCCUUGUUGGGAUGGGAAUGAAAGCUUAGGCUGCUCAUUGGACCAGAAGUCCUACUGACUUUAUACAGAACUGAAUUAAGUUAUUGAUUUUUGUAAUAAAAGGUAUGAAACAC
Messenger RNA from Mandrillus leucophaeus (drill), 1265 nucleotides. It is a transcript of the gene NR0B2, whose product is annotated as nuclear receptor subfamily 0, group B, member 2. Bases 136 to 909 code for a protein of 257 amino acids. Lineage: Eukaryota; Metazoa; Chordata; Mammalia; Primates; Cercopithecidae. Gene Ontology annotation, cellular component: cytoplasm; nucleus. The transcript has 2 exons. The record is from RefSeq and is a predicted model, not a curated record. Gene Ontology annotation, molecular function: transcription corepressor activity; transcription factor binding. Gene Ontology annotation, biological process: negative regulation of transcription by RNA polymerase II; circadian rhythm.